Messenger RNA from Lytechinus pictus (painted urchin), 561 nucleotides. RefSeq lists its product as uncharacterized. The coding region runs from base 1 to 561 and encodes 186 amino acids. Lineage: Eukaryota; Metazoa; Echinodermata; Echinoidea; Temnopleuroida; Toxopneustidae. The transcript has a single exon. The record is from RefSeq and is a predicted model, not a curated record.
AUGGCGUUUACGGACCACAUUCUGGAGUAUCUACCGCAAGGCUUUAAACAUGUCUUCCUCAUUAGAGAUCCAACACAAGUCUACAAGUCUUUCCGGAAAGGUGCCUGUAAGUUCCUGCAUGAAGAUGAUGUCGACAUCAUACAAUUUAAUCCGGCAGAAAUACGACCACUGGCGUGGUACGAGCAACAGCACCGGCUCUGGAAAUAUGUCCAACAGAACCUCGACCCUCACCCCAUCAUCAUCGACGCUACCGAUCUGGCCACCAACCCACGGGAGAUCUUGAAAGGUUUCUGCGAUGCUGUUGGAUUUCCAUACAGCGAUAGCCUCCUGCAGUGGUCCCCGAGUCAUGAGUUCCCGAAUAACUUUGUGACGGCUGGAGAAAACCUUUCCAAAACCAUGGCUGUGUUUUACUCGUCAGCGCUAAGCAGCACACACUUCAAUGCGCCUACCGUACAGGGAUCUUUACCACGUGAUCAGCUGACAGAUGACAUCAUUAAAUGUGUCGACUAUUCCAUGCCAUUUUACCGCGAAAUGUACGGUGAAAGAAUGCAAGUCUCUUGA